Molecule: messenger RNA, 1125 nt
Organism: Nothoprocta perdicaria
Lineage: Eukaryota; Metazoa; Chordata; Aves; Tinamiformes; Tinamidae
Product: putative GPI-anchored protein pfl2
Exons: 3
Source: RefSeq, a predicted model, not a curated record
CUGGAGGAGCUGCGGGUGCUGCAGCAGCGCCAGCUGCGCCAGCUGCGCCUCACCGAGGACAUCCGGCGGCAGCUCCUGCUGCUGGCCGCCCCGCGGCCACCGCCGCCGCCAUCGCUGACACCGCCGACAUCAUCGUUGGCAUCGUCGUCAUCGUUGGCAUCGUCAUCGUUGGCAUCAUCAUCGUUGGCAUCAUCAUCGGCAUCAUUGACAUCAUCAUCGUUGGCAUCAUCAUCAAUGGCAUCACCAAUGCCAUCACCAUUGACAUCGUCGGCAUCAUCGUCCUCAGCGUUGACGUCAUCAUCAUCGUUGGCAUCACCGUUGACAUCAUCGUUGGCACCAUCAUUGACUUCAUCGUCAAUGCCACCAUCAUUGACAUCAUCAACGGCAUCGUCGUUGACGUCGUCGUUGACGUCGUCAUUGGCAUCGUCGCUGUCACUGACGGCGCUGGCGCCGCGGCACCGCUGCCGCGCCAAGGCCGCGGGGACCGCGCGGCGCUGGGGCCUCCGGGUGCAGCGGCACCGCGCGGUGACGCCCACAGCCAUGGGGACACCAGCAACAGCCAUAGUGACACCGACACCCAUGGGGACACCAACAACCCCCAUGGGGACACCAACGACCAAGGUGACACCAACCAUGGUGACACCAACAGCCAUGGUGACACCAACAGCCAUGGUGACACCAACACCACCCAUGGGGACACCAACAGCCAUGGUGACACCAACAGCCAUGGUGACACCAACACCACCCAUGGGGACACCAACAACCCCCAUGGGGACACCAUCAACCAUGGGGACCCCAACCAUGGUGACACCAACACCCGUGGUGACACCAACACGCGUGGGGACACCACCAACCCCCAUGGUGACAGCACCACCCGCGGUGACGGUGACGGUGACGGCAGCGGGCGCCCUGCUGCUCCCUGCUGCCAAGGCUGCCCAUCACCACCACAACACCCGCACCGACAACGCCUGCGCCAACAACACCCGCGCCGACAGCAACACCGACACCGGCACCGCCGCUCUCCUUCUGCGGCCGCUACGGCCCCUUCGCGGCCCCCCGCCCCGCCCCCGACGACCCGGCGCCCACCCGCCAUCAGCCAAGAUGGCGCGCGCGGCCUCCGAGUGA